This is a messenger RNA of Ostertagia ostertagi, 390 nucleotides long. Lineage: Eukaryota; Metazoa; Nematoda; Chromadorea; Rhabditida; Trichostrongylidae. The record is from the annotation of a GenBank genome assembly.
AUGCGACGAGGCAACGACGCUUAUCAGAAGCCUCCUCCUUCCGGGGGGUACUAUUACUCUCGCGUGGGAGCUGGACCCCCCUCUAGUGCUCCGUCACCGUCGAGUUCACAUCGACAUCCUUCCCAAACACACAUGCCUUAUCACGACAUGUCGAAUGUUGCACCGCCACGUUCAAUGAUGGGAUCACGUAUCGAUGACGUGACGCCAUCCUACUAUGUCGAGCAUCUGGCGACGUUUGCUGUUGGACGCCAGUUCGGGCUCACAUUCCCUGCUGAUGGCAUUCGCAAACUCAAACAAAUGGAGAAGAACUCGGCCAUCUGGGCUCAGCCGUUGGUGCUGAGAUUCCGACAGAAUGGCGUCACUGUCGAGGACGAAAACGGGUUUGGUUGA